GAGACCUCCCGGAAUCAUUAAUUCAGUCUUCUUGGUUUAAGCGCAGUACGGAAGCAAAAACGGAAAACUGUAGCAGGUUUUUGCUGAUGAACCAUGGAAAGUGAAAUGCGUUCUGCAGCGGAACGGAAGUGCAGAAGAUUGUGAAUCGUGACUGUGAAGAACGCACCGAGUUCACAACCCUGCAUCGGAAAAGGGAAGAAAAAAAAGCGCGCGAACACACACAAACACAAUGAUCAAGUGACAGGAUUUAUUUCAGUGAAUCAAAUUAGUGUUUUAGUUGUAAGAAACAGAAACAGAUAGAGGAAAAAUAAAAAGUUUAAAUGUUUUGUGAUUUACUGGAUUUCAUUUGCCCGCCAAAAACGUCGAUAGCAAAGACCAAGGAAGAUCCGCAGUACAGCGAGCAGGAGAAGAAGGAGGAGAACCACGACGGAAUCCAUCACUGUCAGCAACCAAUCACGAACCGUCAUGGAUUACAUCGGAUAUACAAUGAACAUCUGUUUAAUUCUUUUCAUGAUUUCCGUUACCGGCAGCCACUGCCAGUACUACAGCAACCGUGAUAUCAUUCUGACACCACACCAGCUCAAAACCUAUCCGGGCAAGAUUUUGUACUACCGACCCCACGAGUUCACCACCGGUCCGGGGGUCCUGGACAAUGUCGUUCCUGCACAGCAGGGAGAAGUUACCGGCACUACGGCGGUACCCUGGGAGGAGGUACUGAAGGAGACUGUCUUCCUGGCACUGAACGAUAAUAAAACCAGUGCCCACUCAUUCGAUGGCAGCGCGACCACCUACCAGCCACAGUACAUUAUGCGACAGCAGAAGGCCAUCUACGCGGCACCGUACAUCGGAAUGGUGGACCUGAGUGUGCCCCGCUUCGGUGAUAUUGUGGAACUGGCGCAUGGGCGGUUGGAAAAGGAAAGCGAUGAUCAGUACUACUUUGUACAGGACGAUCCCGGUUAUCGGCAGGAGAGCGGACGGAAUAUCAGUGCCUUUUGGAAGGUAGAACGGAUUCGACAUCGGGAUGAUCUGCGCGGCCAUCGAUACGAGCUAAAAUUUACCGUGGCUCCGAUCAAGGAUUUUUUGUUCGACGAAAGUGCGAUCGUGAAUAGAAGUUUCGUGGUCCGGGAUGAGGACUAUCCGCGUUACUUCGGUAUCCAGUCGCCGAAUGCGAUUCCGAUGAUGAAGAAAAGUGAUUUUAUUGACCGAGCCAUUUUCGAUGCUGCCAUGCCGUAUCAUCCGGGAUUCGGCGGUGGCAAUCGGCUUUAUCGACCAACCCAGGCUACGAUAACUCUUGGUGAAUAUUUGCUUCAGUCACUGUUUUCCAGUGGUGACAGUUCCCCGAAGCCUAAUCCCUAUCCACCGAAGUCUUACCGGUACGGAUCCGGCUACAAUCGAAUCAAAUUCCCGGAGACGUCACCAAAAUAUUAUCACCACAUUCACUUCACACGACCGUCUAUCGCUCCACUGGCACCAACUGCACCGCCGAUGCCUCCGCUGAUCAAAGAUCUUCACAUUCCCGCGCCGAGCAACGUCCAACAGGAUCUCACCAGGCUGGUGGAUUUCCGCGGAGUUACCGACGCUGUGGAAGCAAACUCGAAUACGGACAACAGUGUGACAACGAAGUCAACUUCCCCGCAACCACAAUUGAUGCCAAAUUUCAGAUAUCCGCCGCCAAUAUUGGCAAUGCAACCAACCCACAUCCAUCAUCACCAUCAUCUGCAACAGCAACCUCAACAACAACCGCAACAACCGCAACCACAGCAGCAACAACAACAUCAGCUGCCACUACAAAUACAACAGCAGCAGCAGCAACCGAAUCAACCACAAAGUCAACAACAAAACAAUCCACCUCCACCGAUGCAACCCCUUCCACCUAACCUGGUCCAAUCAAUUCCAAUCUACAACCCACAGGGCGGAAUGAUGCUGAAUCACAUUCCAAUCUCUCCCAACCACAUGCUUCAAGUUCCUCAAGCUCCGAUCGCAAUCCCAGUGCAUGUUCAAUUGAUCCCACCCCAGGGACAGGUCUAUGCUCCACCCCAAGAUGGACUCCAUGCCGUUCCGAUUCGAAUCAUGCAACAGGCUCCCGGAUAUAUUUAUUCCCCGGUCAAUCACUUCCUUGCACCGCAGCACCAUCCUCCGGCUUUUCUGGUACCCAAAUAUCCAAAUCAGACAACCCACUUCCCGCAUCACUCACCCAACAGCAUCCCGACCACGCUGAAGUACAGCACCACUAAUUCCGGUUUCCCGUUCAAAUACACUCCGCAACCAUCGACCAGUCCGUACGUAAGUCCAACCGUCGCCCAUCACCGUUAUUCACCACUGCCAACGGUGCAAUCAUCACCGGCCGGGGUGCGAGAAAAGUUCACACCAUCGCCCUUCCAACCACCCGUCUCCAGCAGCAUCAGCAGUAGCACCAGCACUCCUCCAAAUUACUACAAGGUCGACCCAGACACCGCUGGAAGCACACCGAUCGAUUCUGCUUCACCCAAAUUUCAAUCAUUUGGGAUAGAAAACGCAGUCACACCAAAAACCACAACCGUCCUCCCAUUCGCCACGGCAGGCGACAGCUCGUUCACUCCUUCGAUCGGUCACACAUCUUCGGUUCACCAGGGGUUCGUCAGUAAUUUCCUGGACGAUAAAGCAACAAAUCUUGGCGAAAGUGGUAAGCAUUACUCGGAACCGGACCCGCUGUAUCAGAAAUCGACGGGCACCACUCCCAUCUCGCUCACUAGUCCGAGUCCAUCGGUUUCCUCGACGACGGCAGCAUUCCCACAUACAGUCGGACCAAAUUACACGCCCAAAUACACAUCGCACUUCUCGUACAAACCGUCGGCGACGCUCGCUCCUCCCCAGAUCGAAACACCGAUCUCGUCGACUUUGAAAAGCUAUCACUAUCUGAAUCACGACAGUUUCGACUUUGUUCCGUCGAGAGUGGUAGAACUGGCACACGUGAAAAAGGUUCCGAAGAAGCAAGGUUCCAAGCGUAAAGUUAAUGCCAACCAUCAUCACGUCACCGUCACCAGUAGCAAACCGUUGAAAUUCAGCGAAGGACCCGAUUAUGCCACCAACCGUCCCGAAGCUCAGAUGAGUGUUCAACUGCCACCGCCGGAGAAAGACUACAACACCUAUUACGGCACUCCGAAACAGAGUCACAAAGUACAGAAACCGAAGAACUUCGUUACUCAACCCUACAGCAGUUCCACGACUCCGUUCCCAACUUCCUUGACCACCCCGGCAUUUCCGGUAGGGUUUAGUACCACUCCAACGCCACCGACCAGAACUAGUGCCAGUGCCAGUGCCAGUACCAGUACCAGUUCCCUAACAUCAGCAAUCACGGAACGACCAUUCACACACUAUCAGCCAUAUUUUAAGAACAAACACGAGAAAUCCGAUGACAUCAUCACUACGAUGCGACCGCGAUUGAUCAUCAAAACCGUCUACAAACCAUACCCCAGCUCCUCGUCGUCAACAACGAAUUCGAUUGGUGUUUCGUCUACCGAAAAACCGCUCCUGAAGUGGAUCCCCAAACGACCACGCAAAUCCAACAGCACAAGCAUAGAGCAUUCGGCAUCCAGUUCCACUUCUUCGUCGGCAAGUAUUGAACAGAUUUCGGCGGCCUCCUCUGAACAAUCGCCAACUUCGGACGUGAAGAACUCCAUGUCACUUCAAGCAACAACCCGAUCGAGCCUGGAGAAUCAAGUGAACCGAUUACGAGCUUCACGGGGUCGAUCUCGUUACACGCACCGUCGACUGUCCACUGCGGGAACACCGACCUCAUCCCAACACUCGGUUAAACCGCACCGAAUUCGGACAACGACUAGCAGCACCACCACCACCACCACCACGACCACGGCUACCCCAUCAACAACCACGACUAGCACCACCCCUAAACCAGUUGCCGGAGUUACUUCGACCGUUUUCGACAGCAAUCGAUUGGACCAACGACCGCCAACCGAAGAGGAAGAUCACAAAGCAGAAGAAAGCGCCGUAGCCCCGAUCAGUUUGAAGAACAUUAGUAACGAAAAAUCCAAACGGGAUACCGCAACGGAAGAAACGGGAAACGAAGUUCUAGUCGCUGAACCGCUCAUUUCGAAACUGGUCGCAGCAACACUCCCGACGGCAUCGUACGAAAUGAUAAAAGCCGACAUCAAACCCGUGGAAACCAACAACACCAACAUCAUUCUGUUUGAAGCUAGCGAUGCUGCCAGCAGCGGCCCUGCGUUUUCCGGACGGUCGUCCAGACUGUCGCCAACCUUGGAAGAUCUGACCAUGUCGAUCAUAAAUCAUGCCCGAGCAAUCGUCAACCAAACGCAGAAACCUCAAGAGGAACAACAGUCCGAUCGGACGCCGGAAAGCAACGAAAUCGAUCACAGAGAUCCGGAACUGCCGGCUGAGACUACGGUUCCAAUGUCUACGCUGGCCAGUACCAGUGAACCAUCGAUCGAGAGUACGAUUCUUCAGAACAGUAGUAGCAGCAGCAGCAGCAGCGCCAGCAGCGAACAGCUGGAAACAACGAAUGCCACCACUGUCGCAGACAUCUCCGAACCGGACGAAAGUGAGAGUGACAGCAGGAGUGAAACCACGGUUAGUGUAGACAUUUAGUGCGUGUGUGAGCGGUAGAGCAAAGUCUAAUGAGAUACUAGGUAGAGUUUAAGCCAAGUGACACCAAAUUAAUUUAAAGUGUAAUUUAUAAUAUUUAUACAGAAUACUACUAAGAAAAGACAUGUAGAAAACCCUGUGAACUAUGAGUAAAAUUCGACAGAGAAAUCGAAGUGAAAAACAAAAACUAAGAAAAACGGCCGUUGGUAGCCGGAUCUGUGAACGAAUGAGUAUAGGUGUGAGCAGCAUGUGGGGGAAGCUACGAAGAACGAAAAGCUAUAGGAGCCGAACCGGUGACAGAAAAUCAGUUAUUUUGUUUAUGUCAAAAUAAAACGAUA
Messenger RNA from Malaya genurostris, 4937 nucleotides. Its product is annotated as adhesive plaque matrix protein-like. The transcript has 3 exons. The record is from RefSeq and is a predicted model, not a curated record. Bases 466 to 4602 code for a protein of 1378 amino acids. NCBI's taxonomy places the organism in Eukaryota, Metazoa, Arthropoda, Insecta, Diptera, Culicidae.